This is a messenger RNA of Zygosaccharomyces rouxii, 708 nucleotides long. It is a transcript of the gene GRX4, whose product is annotated as monothiol glutaredoxin GRX4. The transcript has a single exon. NCBI's taxonomy places the organism in Eukaryota, Fungi, Ascomycota, Saccharomycetes, Saccharomycetales, Saccharomycetaceae. Gene Ontology annotation, molecular function: 2 iron, 2 sulfur cluster binding. The coding region runs from base 1 to 708 and encodes 235 amino acids. The record is from RefSeq and is a predicted model, not a curated record.
AUGCCUAUUCAUACGAUUCAAAACCAAGAUCAAUUUACCAACUUAACGACAGCGGAAGCUGGUGACAGACUUAUUGCCAUCUAUUUCCACACUUCUUGGGCAGAGCCAUGCAAAGCUAUGAAUGAAGUGGUCAAAGCUCUUAGUGACGAACCUUCCAACAAAGACGUUUUGUUCUUGUCGGUGGAUGCUGAUGAACAAUCAGACAUAUCAGAAUUAUUUGAAGUUUCAGCGGUUCCAUACUUCAUUCUAGUCCGUAGUGGAACUAUUCUCAAGGAACUAUCCGGUGCUGAUCCCAAGGAAUUCGUUAAGGCUUUGGACGAGACAAAAACUCAAGGGAAUGCUAAGCAAGCGGUUGCUGAAAAUGCUGAAUCUGAAGAAGAUGAAGAAACUGAAGAGGAGCUAAAUGCCAGACUCACUAAGCUAACACAAGCAGCUCCUGUGAUGCUUUUCAUGAAAGGUAGUCCAUCCGAACCUAAAUGUGGAUUUUCUAGACAGAUGGUGGGUAUUCUAAGGGAGCACCAGGUAAGAUUUGGAUUUUUCGAUAUCUUGAAAGAUACUUCAGUUAGAGAAGGUCUCAAGAAAUUUUCAGAUUGGCCCACUUUCCCACAAUUGUAUGUUGGCGGUGAAUUCCAAGGUGGUUUAGAUAUUAUAAAAGAAUCGCUAGAGGAAGAUCCUGAAUUUUUCCAACAUAAUUUACGAUCUGCUUAA